Molecule: messenger RNA, 2199 nt
Organism: Brassica oleracea var. oleracea
Lineage: Eukaryota; Viridiplantae; Streptophyta; Magnoliopsida; Brassicales; Brassicaceae
Exons: 9
Coding region: 89-1906 (605 amino acids)
Molecular function (GO): DNA binding
Source: RefSeq, a predicted model, not a curated record
CCAAAAAAUAUAACGGUGACAUCUUUGCUUCCCGGUGGUCACUAGGUCACACCAGGUAGCGACUCGAGAGUGAAACCGACUGCAAGAGAUGGCGGAGGAGAAGGAGUGGGAGGACUGGUGCUUCAUCUGCAAAGACGGUGGUAGCCUAAUGCUCUGCGACUACAAGGACUGUCCGAAAGCUUAUCAUGCCUCUUGCGUUGAAAAUGAUAUCUCAGCUGGAGAGAGUGACUAUUCUUAUAUCUGCGAAUGUCACAGUUGCUACUUGUGUGGGAAGAGACCGAAGCUACUCUGUCUUUGUUGCCCACAGUCUGUAUGUGAAGGCUGUGUUACUCAUGCUGAGUUCAUUCACCUCAAAGAGGAUAAAGGGCUAUGCAACCAGUGCCAGGAGUAUGUGGUUGUUCUAGAAGAGAUCCGAAGAUAUGAUGCUGCUGGGGAUAAGCUCGACCUGACUGAUACCAAUACAUUUGAGUGUCUGUUUCUAGAGUGUUGGGAGAUAGCAAAAAGACAAGAAGAUAUAACUUUUGAGGAUGUCCUUCGCGCCAAAAGUUCACAAAGGAAAGUUCCCAAGCUAAGGCACAAAGAUGACCGCAGAUCUUCACUCAAUGACGCAUACACUUCAAAGUCACAGAAGCGAAUCGUCAACCUGAAGCGCACAGUUGAUCGUAGUAAGCAUUCACUAUCUGCCCACAAAGUUGAUGAUGCAGAAGAUUCCAAAACGGUGGGCAAAAACAAGAAUACGGUGUUUACCAGAUGGGGUUCAAAGCCCCUCAUUGAUUUUCUAACAUCACUAGGGGAAGACACCAGACGUGCGAUGUCACAACGUAGCGUUGAGUCUGUUAUCAACAAAUACAUUCGUCAGGAGAACCUGCUUGACCCUAAAAAGAAGAAGAAAGUUCGUUGUGAUGAGAAGCUGUAUUCUAUCUUCAGGAAGAGGUCUGUGAAGCAAAGAAAGAUUCGUAGACUUUUAGAUGCUCACUUCAGAGAGAACCUUGAGAAGCAGUUGGAAUAUAACACACGUUCGGAACGUGGCUUCAGUGGAAAGAGUGAAAGGGUUCUCAUGCCGUGCAAGAAGAAGCAGAGAAUAGAAAGGUCACAUGAGAAGGAAGUGAAACCUCAAAUCUGGCCAACCAAGACUUAUGAGAAGGAAGUGAAACCUCAAAUCUGGCCAACCAAGUCCUGUAAAAAUGUAGUGAAACCUGAAAUGAAGCCAACGGAGACUUGUGAAAAGGAGGUGAAACCUGAAAUGCGGCCAACUGGUUUCGCUGCGAUCAAUGCAUAUAAUAUAAAGCUUGUUUAUCUGCGGAAGAGCUUAGUUCUAGAGUUAUUGAAGAAGCAUAACGAGAGCUUUGGGGAAAAGGUAGUGGGAAGCUUUGUGAAAGUGAAGAAUGACCCUAGGGACCGUAUAGCGUUCCAGAUCUUGCAGGUAACAGGCAUUAAAACUGCUGAUGGCCAAAGUCAGGGCCUGCUUCUUGAUGUUUCUGGUAUGGCAAGUAGUGUUAGCAUUUCCAAGUUAGAUGAUUCCGACAUAACCAAGGAGGAGAUUGAAAAUUUGAAGCAAAAAGUGACAAGUGGCCUAUUGAGACAGCCAACUGUUGUUGAGAUGGAAAAGAAGGCUAAGGCUCUCCAUGAAGAUAUAACAAAACAUUGGAUUGCAAGGCAGCUUAGCAUCCUGCAGAAACGCAUCAACUGUGCUAAUGAGAAAGGAUGGAGAAACGAAUUAGACGAGUAUUUAGAGCAGAGAGAGCGUCUCCAAAAACCGUCAGAGCAGGAGAGAUUAUUAAGAGAAACUCCAAGGAUCAUUGAAGACCUCAUCGAGAUUAAACGGGAAUCAGCUGCAUCCUCAGAGAGCAGCAAACAAGGGAACAUGAGUGGUAUGUCUCAGGAGGCAGCGAUAGAGAUCGACUGAUGAGUAACCAAAGAUUCUACAGCAUCUUCAACAGGAAGUUGAUUGAUGUUCUUGUGGAUCUUUAUAUGUGUAGUUUGCGUUAGGAAACUAGUAGAACUUAGGAAACUCGGCUAAUCUCUUAAUUUUGGCACUGACAUGACAUGCUGUUGCUAUGUUUGGGUACUUUUGUAUGAUGGUCAUGUAAGUGACAUGUUUCAUGUUCAUGUAUGUUGUAUAUGGCCAUUGACAUGAUCUGUUGUUCUUCAGAGAACUUGGAACCGAAGUUCACAAACUAUUUGCUAUAUGUUGGACUC